AUGAAAUAUUUUAUACUUAAAAUAGUAAAUUUAUCAGAAAUGCAAAGAAACAUUGAUGAAUUUUUUGGACUGAAAGGCAGAGCAGCGAACCCUAACCAAAACAGACAACAAAAUAGCGACCCCCCAAAUCGGUAUACAAAUCCUAGACAAAAUUAUCAUCAAAAUGAUGCAAAUUUAAGAUUACCGCAUCAUACUGCGGGUUUAUGGAGAAUGGUAAAACCGAGACUUUUAUUAAUUGCCACUAAUACUCCCCUUUGAUUAGUGAGCAAUAAUUUGAAAAUUUUUAAAAACGAAAUAAUAUGAAUUAUCGAGCAAAAUAAUCUUGCUUGCUAAUCAAGAGGGAAUAAGCAAAAAAACACAGUAGAAGACAUGCUCGAAUACAUAUGCGAUUUUAUUGUAGAAACAAGGCUAGCCUAUCGAAAUACUAUUAACAUUGAGCUACUUGUACGAAUAUUUAGUGAAAAUGAAGCGGAAAUGCUAGAUUUAUUAGCGAAAAUUGCUGAGUACGCGUUAGAAGUCGAAUUUCUAUUUAAUCAACCUGUGAGGAUACUCAGAAAAUAUCAAACAGUGACAAUCGAUUUAUCACAAAAACAAAUUAGAUGCCUUCUUGCUCUUCAAUUCUGGUGCUGUUUGCCAAAACAAGAAAAUUAUUUAGACCUUCCUAAAGAAUACACAUUUUUCAAAGUUUUUGGAGCCACUCAAGAUCGAAAUGACAGUCAAAUCGCUAAACUAAAAUGCUUAUUCAAUUACUUCCGCAGAUCUAAAACUGCAUCUGAAAGGGUAAAAUUGUCAUUUUUAAGACGAUGUCUAGAAUUUACGCCUGAUUGAAAUGAAAGCCGAUCUCAAAUGAGCAAUCUAAUCAUUAUUGAAGAACAAAACUCAAUGGAAGAUUAUCGAGACAAGCUUAUGAUAGACUUUGCUAAUGCUUAUAUUGGUGGCGGAAUAUUAUCUACUGGCUGUGUUCAAGAAGAAAUUAUGUUUGCCAAACAUAUAGAGCCCAUCGUGGCAAUGCUUUUUACUGAAAAAUUAGAAGACAAAGAAGCUUUGAUUAUAGUAGGAGCUCAAAGAUACAAUGAAACUUUAGGUUAUAAACAGUCAUUUGAAUGAAUAAGAAAUUUCAAUGAAGAUCUCUCUUAUGACAAUAAUGAGAGAAUUGAUUCUUACAUUGUUUGCAUUGACGCUUGCAAUUUUGCAGGAAAUGUUUAUCAGCAGUAUUUUCCGAAAUUUGUAGAGAGGGAGUUAAAUAAAGCAUUUAUUGGGUUUAUGGGAGAUCCUGGUGAUAUGAAAUGAAGAGAUAUUGUAACUGGGAGAUGGGGAUGUGGAGCGUUUUAUGGAAAUGAACAAUUAAAAUUUUUGAUCCAAUGGGUGGCUGCUUCUGGAGCAGGAAGGAAUAUGUAUUUCCUGCCUUGGGAAAUGAAGAAUGUGGAGCAGCUGCUAGAAUUCAAAGAAUUGGUACAAAAUAUGCAAGUUUCAGAAGUUGCACAAGCAAUUUUAAAAUUAGGCGUCAAUGCUGAGCAUGGAAUUUUCAACGAAGUAUUAAGGAUAUUAAGAUUGAUUUAA
Molecule: messenger RNA, 1560 nt
Organism: Blepharisma stoltei
Lineage: Eukaryota; Ciliophora; Heterotrichea; Heterotrichida; Blepharismidae
Source: the annotation of a GenBank genome assembly